CCAAAUCCACAUUAAAAAGGAAGCAUUAUUAUUCUGCAGUAAUCUGCCUCCCUCUUUUUCCAUCUUCUUUAUCUACGAUUUUUGAAACAGCAAAUUCAUCAACAAAUUACUACCUAAUCAUCAGAGACCUGCCAUCUCUGUUCGGGGACCCAGAAGGUCGCCGGAGAAUACCUCAUUUAUGGUCAAAUGCCAUUAGCGGAUAGCCAUCGAGACUCGCUAGCCGGAUUAACCCUCGACGAUGUGUUAGCCAACCGAGCCGCCGCGUCGAGCCAUCAGCUUACAAAUAACCGCCGAACCCUGCUUGACAUCAUUCGUGAAGACGAGUCCUCCAAAAAGGAUCGCAAAUCUUGGAAAGCCUUCAAAGACAAGCUUCGGCUCAAACGCGCCGGAUCUGCUUGGACUUCCUCCAUCCUUAUCCCAGCUUCGGAUAUCCCUUUCCCUAUCCGGAAUAACAGAAACCUUGCCACACAGUUCCCCCGUCGUAGCUCCGUCCGAGUCCUUACAUUCUCACCUGUGGACGUCACGACUCACUGCAUGGCUGAUCCCACCGAAGAAGCCAUCAAGAGUUCCCACCUCGCUCCCAUGAUCACGCGCCAGAGAUCCACUCGCCAGGUCGGGGAUGCCGUUUUCGUCGACGAUAAACUCAAGCCUCAGAUGUCCCGCCCGAACUCCGCACGUCUGGUGGCGGCGGUGCGCGCGGAUUCCAUCCGGCGAGAGCGCGUGGUGACAUUUCGUGAUAGCAUUGAUAGCGAUGACGAUGAGGAUGGAGAUGGCCACCAGCCGAGGGAGGGGAGGCAGAUGUCUGCUCGGGAAGCUGUGGCAGCUCAGGAAGCAGCGGAGGCGGCGGCAAUGGCGGGGGAAGAGGAUGAGGAAGAUGAAGAGGAAGGAUCAUUCGGGGCUGGGGGAGGGGGGGUGACGAUGUCGCUGAUGGACUUGUUGGAGGAGACGGAUCGGCAAAUGGGGCUGGAAGGAUCGACAUACAGAAUGGAAGACGACGACGAUGACGAUUUUGAUGAGGAUGAAGAAGACGACGAAGGAGGUGAGGAGCACGAUUGCUGCGUGUGCAUGGUGAAGCAUAGAGGUCCGGCUUUUGAGCCGUGUGGGCACUCGUUUUGCAGAAUGUGUUCGAGGGAGCUCACCGUGAGCAAAGGAAAUUGUCCUCUCUGCAACAAUUUCAUCCUGGAGAUUCUUGAGGUUUUCUGAUGCAGAAAACAAAUUUUGCUUUGGUUGCUUUGUUUUGCUCUAUUUCCUUGAGCCUCGCAAUAUUGAUUUAUUUUGUAAUUUUUCGCUCUGUCCAAAAACUCAUGUUUGGCACGUUGGCUGAAUUUUGAGAUGUAAACAGGUGUGCAUGUAAAGAAUAAUUAA
Molecule: messenger RNA, 1365 nt
Organism: Neltuma alba
Lineage: Eukaryota; Viridiplantae; Streptophyta; Magnoliopsida; Fabales; Fabaceae
Exons: 3
Coding region: 187-1203 (338 amino acids)
Source: RefSeq, a predicted model, not a curated record